Molecule: messenger RNA, 433 nt
Organism: Pyrgilauda ruficollis (rufous-necked snowfinch)
Lineage: Eukaryota; Metazoa; Chordata; Aves; Passeriformes; Passeridae
Product: delta-like protein C
Exons: 1
Biological process (GO): heterophilic cell-cell adhesion; establishment or maintenance of epithelial cell apical/basal polarity
Cellular component (GO): protein-containing complex; plasma membrane
Molecular function (GO): calcium ion binding
Source: RefSeq, a predicted model, not a curated record
GCGGGCAGUGCCGGGACCCCCCCGCGGGCCCCUCCCCGCUGUGCCGCUGCCCCCCGGGGUUUUCGGGGCGCCGCUGCGAGCACAACGCCGAUGACUGCACCCCGAACCCCUGCGCGCACGGCGGCACCUGCCAGGACGGCGCCAACUCCUUCACCUGCAGCUGCACCUUGGGCUUCGGGGGUCCGCGCUGCCGCCGCCGCGCCGGGGCCUGCGCCCCCAGCCCCUGCCGCCACGGCGGGACGUGCUUCACGCACUUCUCGGGCCCGGUGUGCGCCUGCCCCCCCGGCUUUAUGGGGGUGCGCUGCGAGGAGGCGGUGGGCGCGCCCCCUCCCCAGAGCGCGGGGCCGCAGCGCCGGGGCGCGGCCCCGCUGGCGCUGUGCGCGCUCCCGCUGCUGCUGCUGGCGCCCGGCGUGGGGCUGGCCGUGGCCAGGAG